This is a messenger RNA of Aspergillus nidulans FGSC A4, 2418 nucleotides long. RefSeq names its product putative rhamnosidase B. The record is from RefSeq and is a predicted model, not a curated record. Gene Ontology annotation, biological process: carbohydrate metabolic process. Bases 1 to 2418 code for a protein of 805 amino acids. The transcript is spliced from 3 exons. Lineage: Eukaryota; Fungi; Ascomycota; Eurotiomycetes; Eurotiales; Aspergillaceae.
AUGCAGCAAGUAACCCCCAAUGAACAGAGAAUCAUCAAUACCCUCCAAUCCAAUUGGAUCUGGGUCCCCAACUGGAUCGAUUCUCCGCCACCGAAUGUAAACACUGCCGGUCGAAUCGUGUGCUUCAGAAGGCGCUUAUCUCUCGCCUCACCACCGACAAGGGCUCUCCUCCAUAUUUCGGCAGACACGCGGUAUAAGCUCUUCGUAAAUGGGGAGCGCGUGGCUGUCGGACCCACGCGGUCAAGUCCCUGGAUCUGGUACUAUGACACGAUCGACAUAGCGUCCUAUCUGCGGCAAGGAAAUAAUACAGUGCAAUUAGAUGUUCUUCGCUAUUUCUUCGUAUCGAGAGCUGCAAUGCCUUUUCAGCGGACCGCGUUGCCGGGAUUGACGGUUGUCGGCGUUAUUGAGACAGAAAAUGGAGCUGUUGAGCUCGAUACGGCAAAGACCGAGGCCUGGGAAGCGCGAGUCGAUGAGAGUAGACUGUUUCCUAUGGGGCUGGUGGACGAUCCGUUUCUUCAUAUCAACGAGCGCGUCGCCCCGGUCGAGCUGUCCGCACCCAUAACCCCGAUCCUGCACGGCAUCAAGACGUUGAAUGGAGAGCUAGCACCAUGGAGACUACGUCCACGGGCGAUACCAAUGUACGAGGAAAGCAGCGUUGCGGUAGACACCAUCCGUUCAUGCAGCAGCAUACGUACUAAGGAGGAAUGGCUGGCCGGCCUCAGUCAGAGCGAGAAGCCCCUGCUUCUGCCAGCAGGCUCGUCACACGCUCUAGAUCUGCAGGCAGCGGUGCACUCCACGGCCUUCCUCCGCUGGACGUUCAAAUCCACGGGUAGGGCGUCUUCCAUUCGCUUCAAGGUCACAUACUCUGAAGGCUACGAGCUAAACCCACGCGCAUACCCAUUUUUCCGGACAAAGAACGACCGCCUCGAUGCAGAAAAUGGCCACUUAAUCGGCCCCUAUGACGAGAUCCAGCUGGACAUCCCAGCCUUCGGAGAGACAAUCGCAUACGAGCCCUUCUGGUUUCGCACUUUCCGUUUCUUUCGCGUAGAGAUCACAGUUGGAUCCGAACCGGUUGCCUUGGAGGCCCUGAUAGCAAGACAGGUAAACUACCCUUUAGCCAUCAAGGCGAAUUUCGCCAACCCCAGCAACCCGGAUAGCGCUCGCAUCUGGGACGUCUCGAUCCGCACGAUGCGCAACUGCAUGUUCGACGGGUACGCCGACUGUCCGUUCUAUGAGCAGCUGCAGUACUCGGGGGACAGCCGUUCCGUGGGCUUGUUCCACUACUACCUCUCUGGCGACGACAGACUCAUGCGGCAGGCAAUCACAAACUAUGCAGCGUCGAUAACAUCUGAGGGGCUCACGCAGUCGCGGUUCCCCUCGCACGUCCCGCAAAUUAUAGCGGGCUUCUCUCUGUACUGGAUCCUGCAAGUUGCAGACCAUUUCCUCUUCUUUGGGGACAGAGCGUACACGCGUUCGUUCCUACCGAGGAUCGACGGUGUCCUCGAAUUCUUUGAGAGCAAUGUGGAUCAGCUCGGUCUCGUCAGCGGACUUCCCGAAGAUGUAUGGCAGUACGUUGACUGGGUCACUACCUGGGGUGCAACAGACGAGCACCCAGAUAAGGGAGUGCCGACGUCCGGCAGAAGAUCAAAUCGGCAUACUUAUUUCAGUCUUCUGUAUGCAUACGUCCUACAGAGAACAGCGAAGUUAGUACGGGAUCUCGGAAGGCCUGGUUACGCUGCGGAAUAUGAGGCGCGCGCGGUCUCGUUGCAGACGGCAGUCCGGCGCCAUUGCUACGACGGGCAUUAUUUCACAGACUCCACGGCCGAUCUAUCAGGUGACGAUGCAUACUCGCAGCACACUCAAGUGUUCGCCAUCCUCUCCGGGACCGCUCUUCCAGACGAAUGCUCCCGACUGCUCAAGCAGUCGUUCGCGGACGAACGAUUCUCCAGAUGCAGCUACAUGAUGCGCUUCUACGCGCUGCGUGCCUUCUCCGCAGCCGGAGACGAGAUGUACGAAUCCUUUUGGAGAAACGAGGCCUGGAACCCGUACCGCAAGAUGUUAGCGGAGAAUCUCACUACGUGGGAAGAGGACGACGUCCGCCAGCGCUCGGACUGCCAUGCGUGGGGGAGCGUGCCGAUCUACGAGUACUGUGCCGAGCUGGUCGGUCUAACGCCCGUCAAGCCGGGGUGUGCGAAAAUCCGCUUCAAGCCUAGGUUGAGGCUGAGUGAAAGUGUCUCUGCCAAGGUAGCCUUGGGCAAAGAUAAUCUUGCAAGUGUCCAGUGGGAGGCCGCCGGUGAUCAAGAGACGAGGGUCCAUCUGAAGCUGGAGAGCCCCGUAGAGGUCCUCAGUCAACUGCCUGGUGGUGAAGAGGUUGAUCAUGGGGCGGUUGAUUCCUUGAAUCUUGUGUGGCGUGGGUGA